CCCCCGGCUGCGGACGCCGCUGAGACUGAACCCCACCUCACGCAGCAGGCAGGCGCGCCGCAGGAUCCACAAUGGCAUGUCAACUCUCCCCAAGGAUGCGGGCAGGGGUGCUAGGCUCCCUGGCCCUGUGAGAGCAGAGGGUCUGGACCUCCAGCUUGGAGCACUCAGAACCUCCAAGACUCCCACAGCACCACUCCACCCGCAGGCAUCACCAUGGCAGCCCAGAAUGGGAACUCUAGUUCUGUACCCAACUUCAACCCAUCCCAUAGCCAUGUCUCCUCCCCCCCCUUCAACUUCACUUAUGGAGAUUAUGACCUCCCUCUGGAUGAGGAUGAAGACAUGACCAAGACCCAGACCUUCUUCGCAGCCAAGAUUGUCAUCGGUGUGGCACUGGCAGGCAUCAUGCUCAUCUGCGGUGUCGGCAACUUUGUGUUCAUUGUUGCCCUUGCCCGCUACAAGAAGCUGCGCAACCUCACCAACCUGCUCAUCGCUAACCUGGCCAUCUCGGACUUCCUGGUGGCCAUUGUCUGCUGCCCCUUUGAGAUGGAUUACUACGUGGUACGUCAACUCUCCUGGGAGCAUGGCCAUGUGCUCUGUGCUUCUGUCAACUACCUGCGCACUGUCUCGCUGUAUGUCUCCACCAAUGCCCUGCUGGCCAUCGCUAUUGACAGAUAUCUGGCUAUCGUUCACCCCUUGAAACCACGGAUGAAUUACCAAACGGCCUCCUUCCUGAUCGCUUUGGUCUGGAUGGUGUCCCUCCUCAUCGCCAUCCCAUCGGCCUACUUCGCCACAGAAACCGUCCUCUUCAUCGUCAAAAGCCAGGAAAAGAUCUUCUGCGGCCAGAUCUGGCCCGUGGACCAGCAGCUCUACUACAAGUCCUACUUCCUCUUCAUCUUUGGCAUCGAGUUCGUGGGCCCCGUGGUCACCAUGACCCUGUGCUACGCGCGGAUCUCGCGGGAGCUCUGGUUCAAGGCCGUCCCCGGCUUCCAGACGGAGCAGAUCCGGAAGCGGCUGCGCUGCCGCCGGAAGACGGUGCUGGUGCUCAUGUGCGUCCUCACGGCCUACGUGCUGUGCUGGGCGCCCUUCUACGGCUUCACCCUCGUGCGCGACUUCUUCCCCACCCUGGUGGUGAAGGAGAAGCACUACCUCACGGCCUUCUACGUCGUCGAGUGCAUCGCCAUGAGCAACAGCAUGAUCAACACCGUGUGCUUCGUGGCGGUCAAGAACAACACCAUCAAGUACUUCAAGAAGGUGAUGCUGCUCCGCUGGCGCCCCGCGCACCACGGCAGCAAGUCCAGCGCCGACCUCGACCUCCAGACCAGCGGCGUGCCCGCCACGGAGGAGGUGGACUGCAUCAGGCUGAAGUGACCUGCCGGCGUCUCGCCGUCGGAAGACCGGAAGCCAGUCUUCAGAGGCUUCACACACCAUCCGUCACUGUGUUCACCUCACUCCUCUCAAGGAACUGGGCUUUUCUUAGACGUAACAUGCAGUGAGACUAGACAGGGCAAGAGCGGCUGGCAUUUAGGAUAUCUGCUCAACACCUACUGUGUGCAUGACCACAACGAUGAGAUUAGACAAGAGCAAAAGAAGCUAACAUUUACAGAUGGCCUACUGUGUGCAAAAACAUCUUUAAAAUAAACCAGCAGAAGCUGUUGGAGUCCCCAGGCUAUGUCUAGAAUAUAUAGAUAGUCAGACAGAGGCGUCACUCACCCUCCAUCUUCCCUCCUUCUCGUCAGUGCAGGAGUAUCAAAAGGCUGUGGAAGGAAGAUACUUAGACUGAUGGAAAUGUGAGGAUCAGGUCAUCCACGUGUGGGGUUUACAACCUCCUGGGAAGAGAGUGCCUGCCAUUACAUCGAGCCUUCCCACCAGCUCCUGCCAGCUCCCCAGGACAUUCUCUAGGAUUCUGGAUGCCAGAAAGGAGUUUUUCUUGUAAAUAGGUCAGUCUGAUGUGGUUAUCUACGAUUAUGUAAUUUCAAAGGAAAGAACCAAAAAAUCUCUUUCCCCCUAAUACUUGAAUGUUUAUCAUUCUCUUGGGUGAAGGCAGACAACCCUGAGACUAAUAACAGCCAGUUCCUGACACCUCUGUGUAAAGGAUUUCAGGGCCUCUAGUGUCAGGCAGGGAGGAAGGGGACAGAGAGGGGUGCAGGCUGCCACUGAUAAUGAAAAGGGCUUUAGCCUUUUGCUAAAGCCUGGACCAGUAUUCUGGAAUACAUUCCCUUUUACAAAAUAAACUCUUUUUGGAAUCCAAAGAGCUGGGUUCAAGUCCCAACUCUGGGACUUGUGUGACCUUGAUUUGUACUCUCUCUGUAUCUCAGUUUUGCUUCAGUGACAUGGAGAUGUUGAAAAUGCUUGCUCUGCCUUCCUCGUGAACUUUUGGGAGAGCCUGCUGAAGCCAUACUUUAUGAACGUGCUUUUCAACUGUACAUAUGACAAGAAUGGAUAAAUGAUAUUGCACUGUUUGGAUCAGGGAAACCCUGCCCACUGUGGCUUAUCACUGAGAAAGACUCCUGAACUCUUCACAGUACAGCCCACCCACAUUGGGGCAAAAAGGAAUCCCUGUCCUGGGUUAUAUUCCGGAAGAUUCAACCUCAGGGUCUCAGUGACCCCUAGACCCUCAGCGAUCACAAGGUCAAGAAGUGUUGACCAUCUUCCCCUGCAUGUCACCAAACAGCACAGCCCAAGGCUGCAUAAAUGCCAUUUCUGACUCUGUUUCUGUUAUUGUAUAUCCAUGGUGAUUUGUUUGUACUUGUCCUCACUUCUUCCUGAUUUGUUGUGAAGCAGAGAAUAUAAAAGGGUACUGGUUUGGGAUUGACCCAUCCACAUUUAGGCAACUUCUAAUUUUUUCUAGAGAAGGAGUUGUUGAGUUGUUUGUUUUUAAUUAGGUGUUGUUUCCCUCCAAGAGUGAAGUUUAAACCAAUAUUUUCUUUUAUCAUCACCUAGCAGCCUCAUCUAGAAGCCCAAUCAUUGUCCCUUUAGAGAAUACAAACUCACUUUAAUAUUAGCUGAAGCAAAAUGGUUUGUAAAUUCUGACUUUACAAAAUUACACAAUGCAUUCCAAAACCAAGCAAGUAGGUAUUUUGGAUUAUCUGUAUUUUUACAAAUAUAAUAAUAAUUGAAUUGUUAUUUAUUAUCCCUGUCCUGGUUCUCCUCCUAAGAAGAAGAUUCUUUAAGAUAGACUGUGUAUCAGUUGAGUCUGUCAACAGAAUUCAUCCCCCUUUUCCCUUUUAUUCUACAAUGUACCAUC
Molecule: messenger RNA, 3244 nt
Organism: Choloepus didactylus (southern two-toed sloth)
Lineage: Eukaryota; Metazoa; Chordata; Mammalia; Pilosa; Megalonychidae
Gene: PROKR2
Product: prokineticin receptor 2
Exons: 3
Coding region: 214-1368 (384 amino acids)
Biological process (GO): neuropeptide signaling pathway
Cellular component (GO): membrane
Molecular function (GO): neuropeptide Y receptor activity
Source: RefSeq, a predicted model, not a curated record